Messenger RNA from Capra hircus (goat), 3968 nucleotides. It is a transcript of the gene LGI3, whose product is annotated as leucine rich repeat LGI family member 3. Gene Ontology annotation, molecular function: protein binding. Bases 435 to 2081 code for a protein of 548 amino acids. Lineage: Eukaryota; Metazoa; Chordata; Mammalia; Artiodactyla; Bovidae. The record is from RefSeq and is a predicted model, not a curated record. The transcript has 8 exons. Gene Ontology annotation, biological process: regulation of exocytosis. Gene Ontology annotation, cellular component: synaptic vesicle.
CACACACACACACACACACACACACACGCCCAGCCGCUUUGGGUGCCAGGCCGGUAAGCCGAUGGUCCCUGAGACCGCCGGUAGGGCGCGCAGCGGCUGACCGGGGCGCAACCACUCCUUUCUGUGGCUACUCCCCUCCCUGCACUGGGGACUCCCCCGCUCCGCCCUGCGCGCCCCCGCCGCCCGCCGCAGUCCGCGUCCUCCCAACCUGUCAGCCCUUGGCUGGGCCCCCGGCUCCGCGCAUCUCUGCAUCUCUCCGAGUGCUCGGCUCGCGAGAGCGAGCAGGGGCGGGGACGGCGCCGGCGCCCGAAGGCCGGAGAAGUAGCUCUGCAGAGGACAGCCAGGGGGGCCGUAGCUGUCACAGCGGCUGCCCGGGAGCGCCCGCACGGGGUGGCCGGGAGCGGCGGGGCGGGGGCCGCAAGCUCGCAGGCAGCAUGGCGGGGCUGCAGGCCAGGCGGGUCUCAGGGCUCCCGCUGCUGGCGCUGUCUACCCUGGGCCUUUGCCUAAUGCUGCAAGUCGGCGCCAAGAGACCCCCCAAGACGCCCCCCUGUCCCCCGAGUUGCUCCUGCACUAGGGACACUGCCUUCUGCGUGGACUCUAAGGCAGUGCCCAGGAACCUGCCCUCCGAGGUCAUCUCUCUGACGCUGGUGAAUGCUGCCUUCUCGGAGAUCCAGGAUGGAGCGUUUUCCCACCUGCCACUGCUGCAGUUCCUGUUACUCAAUUCCAACAAGUUUACACUGAUUGGAGACAAUGCCUUCACAGGACUGUCACACCUGCAGUACCUCUUCAUUGAGAACAAUGACAUCUGGGCAUUAUCCAAGUUUACCUUCCGAGGACUCAAGUCUUUGACGCACCUCUCACUGGCCAACAAUAACCUGCAGACACUGCCUAGAGACAUCUUUCGGCCCCUGGACAUCCUGAGUGAAUUGGACCUGCGGGGCAACUCGCUCAAUUGUGACUGCAAGGUGAAGUGGCUGGUGGAGUGGCUGGCACACACCAACACCACGGUGGCACCCAUCUACUGCGCCAGCCCACCCCGCUUCCAAGAGCACAAGGUGCAGGAUCUACCGCUGCGUGAGUUCGACUGCAUCACCACAGAUUUCGUGUUGUACCAGACGCUGUCCUUCCCAGCAGUGUCAGCCGAGCCCUUCCUCUACUCCAGCGAUCUUUAUUUGGCUCUGGCCCAGCCAGGAGCCAGCGCUUGCACCAUCCUCAAGUGGGACUACGUUGAAAGGCAGCUUCGAGACUAUGAUAGAAUCCCAGCCCCCUCUGCAGUGCACUGCAAGCCGAUGGUGGUGGACAGCCAGCUGUACGUGGUGGUGGCCCAGCUGUUUGGGGGUUCUUACAUUUACCACUGGGACCCCAACACCACGCGCUUCACCAAGCUGCAGGAUAUUGACCCUCAGCGUGUGCGCAAGCCCAACGACCUCGAGGCCUUCCGCAUCGAUGGUGACUGGUACUUUGCUGUGGCCGACAGCUCCAAGGCGGGUGCCACCAGCCUCUACCGCUGGCACCAGAAUGGCUUCUACUCCCACCAGGCCCUGCACCCCUGGCACCGUGACACCGACCUGGAAUUUGUGGAUGGCGAGGGAAAGCCGCGUCUGAUCGUGUCCAGCAGUUCGCAGGCUCCCGUCAUCUAUCAGUGGAGUCGCACCCAGAAGCAGUUUGUGACUCAGGGUGAGGUGACUCAGGUGCCUGAUGCCCAGGCAGUGAAACACUUCCGUGCGGGCCGCGACAGCUACCUGUGCCUCAGCCGUUACAUCGGUGACUCCAAGAUCCUGCGCUGGGAGGGCGCCCGCUUCUCUGAGGUGCAGGCCCUGCCCUCCCGGGGCUCGCUGGCCCUGCAACCCUUCCUGGUGGGCGGUCGCCGCUACCUGGCACUAGGCAGCGACUUCUCCUUCACACAGAUCUACCAGUGGGAUGAAGGGCGGCAGAAGUUUUUGCGGUUCCAAGAGCUGGCAGUGCAGGCCCCUCGGGCUUUCUGCUACAUGCCAGCUGGGGAUGCCCAGCUGCUCCUGGCGCCCAGCUUCAAGGGACAGACUCUGGUGUACCGACAUGUGGUGGUGGACCUCAGUGCCUAGGGAGCUGCGGGGGCCUCGGGGUUCCUCGGGCAACGCCGGAGGCUGGGUGGGAGCCUCCAGGUGAGCCACAUAUGCGCUUGUGGGAAGACACACAUAGCCCAUCCACACACGUGCUCUCACGUGUACACACCCCAGUGAGCAUGGGCCGCACCAUGAACUAUAGCCCAGGGAUGCCCCUUAAUCUUCACUGGAAUCAGCAUGAAGACUUAUAUGCACACCUGGCAACCCAGCGCCCAGUGCCCUCCCACGUAUGGACGCCUGUUGACCCCGCCCGCGGCCGCUGUUGCUCUGCUGCCUUCCACAUGCUCUGGCCUGGGGAGGGGUCCUGGGAGGGAGGGAGGGAGGGAGGGAGGCUGAACUGCUCCCUCCUGCUCUUCGGCUUAACCUUCUGACCCUCUAGUCUUUCCUGUUGGUGCUCCGGGUGUCUGUUUACCUGCUCACGCUCCGCAUUGCAGCCCGUGGCCACAUCCUUCAUGCUGCCGGGCACACUCUCCCACGCCACAUGCCCUCUGUGGGCACAUGUGGACGUGGACACACUCCUUCAGUGACAUGCACACACAUCUGUCUACACGCCUGUCUCCGUGUGCACAUGUACAGCUUCAGUGCUGCCUGAAGGGGGUCUCCUCCGUGACCUUGCCUCUCUUCCUGGAGGGGCACAUAGUACCGGUCCUCCUCCACUCACCCCCUGGUGUGCCCACCCAUGGCCGAUAAGACGGGAAUGGUGGUACCAGCCUCUGGGUACCAGCCGGACUUCCUGGGGGGGCAAAGCCCCUCUGCCUGAAGCAAUAACAACAGCCGACCCUGACUUCUUCCCAGCGCUGUCUCUGUUCUCACUGGAGGUUCCUUCUCUCACCCUGAAUCUGGUUCACUCACAGGAGACCACCCAGGUAAAGGCCUUCUGCUUUUCUUUCCUGUAGCUGCCCCUGCCUCUGGCUGCCCUCUGGGUUCAGCCCUACCUUUGGGACGUGGACCCUGUGCUGUGUGGGCUCCUUUGGGUGUGUCCAUGGGCUGGCCAAGCACCUUAGGUAUCUGGGCAGGUGCCAGGAGUGGAGAGCACCCUGGGGGCCCUGGCACCCCUCUGAACCACAGAGACACACCCCAAGAGCACUGCCUUUCAGUGCAAGCUGAGUCUCAAGCGGGAGAGAGGGAGGGAGGGAGGGUCCUGAGGAAGCGGCCCCUGACAGCCAAGCUUCUGCUGCCCUCUGCUGUACACUGGGAAUAGAAGGCUCUGAGAUGCAGAAUUGGUGGGGGAGGCGCAGGGUGGGGAGGCUCUUCCCUGUGCCCAAAUGGUGUGAGGGCCCCCAGGUAGCAAGAUCCCACCCCAAGAGGCACUUGGGGGCAAUGAUCUGAUUCACUUGUUUCAAAUAAAAAUCCCACCCCACUGAUGGCUCUCAGGUAUCCAAUAGCGAUGAUCUGCAGCUCCUAUUUCCUUAAGAACAAAGCUGUGUUUUCUGUCCCUGAUGCUUAGAGGGGACCAGCAUCAGAUGUCAGACCCCCUUCCUCCCUGCUCCCCUCCCUCUAAGGAAGGAGUAAGCAUCCCAUGGUCAGCUGGUGCUGGGGUCAGGAGUUCACGCUGAUGACACUCAGCUGCUGGGCCAGUGUGACUAGUCUCCAUCACCUGGGGCUGACUCAUGGCCAAGUGUUCCUUCCUGGAGAUCACAGUCUUGGGGCCCAUUGAGAUCAGAGUCUGUCCCUCGGUCAGGUCAAGUCCAACCAAUAGGGCUAAGGACAAGCUCAGUGGUUCGUCGCCUCUCCAUCCCCCUCUGCUGGACAAACAUGCAUCAUGGUUGCCACCCUCAGACCUGGUGUGAGAUUUCAAGCAAGUGGACUGAUUUCCCCCAGCUGAGCGUCUCUUUCUGUAAAGUAGAUAAUAAAACCUACUUUGCC